AUGGCGGCACGUCUGGCUGCAUCACGAAUUGUGCACGCCGGCCGCGGAAUCUCUCAACCUACACCAUUCGGAAAACGAAUGGAUCGAUUGUCAAAUCGAGUAUGGGGAGAGGUUGUCAUGCCAACUGACACUAAAAGUUUAAAGGUUGUCCGAGUAAUGUCUGCAGAACCAUAUGAAACCAAAGAACAAUUAUCACCGAAAUACUAUCCAAAUCUUCCGAUGUUUCAUUAUUUGACCAAAAUGCUACGAUUCCAUGGACUAUUUUUUGAUGAUCACGUAGUUUUCAGAGAUGUUCAAGAUAAUUUGAAAAUUAUUCGCGGAAAAGUUGUUCGGCCACCAAUCGGUCAAGGAAAGCGUGCACAAUUGAGAGGAAAGAAGUAGUGUGGAUGUUCUCGAAGUUUAAAUCUAGAUUAGAAGUUUUGUUGAUUUUUUUUUUACGUUUGUUUUAAUUGAAAAUAAAUUCUUUUUGAGGUUUUGCUACAUUUUUCCAAUAAAAUUAAAGUUUU
Caenorhabditis elegans is the source of this 506-nucleotide messenger RNA. It is a transcript of the gene mrps-33, whose product is annotated as Small ribosomal subunit protein mS33. The transcript has 2 exons. The coding region runs from base 1 to 381 and encodes 126 amino acids. The record is from RefSeq and is marked reviewed. Gene Ontology annotation, cellular component: mitochondrion. NCBI's taxonomy places the organism in Eukaryota, Metazoa, Nematoda, Chromadorea, Rhabditida, Rhabditidae.